Molecule: messenger RNA, 1441 nt
Organism: Colletotrichum navitas
Lineage: Eukaryota; Fungi; Ascomycota; Sordariomycetes; Glomerellales; Glomerellaceae
Product: ubiquitin domain-containing protein
Exons: 3
Coding region: 367-1287 (306 amino acids)
Molecular function (GO): protein binding
Source: RefSeq, a predicted model, not a curated record
CCGGCAAACCAACACACGAGCAGGCCUGUCUGCCGACCAACCAGCAACACACUGGCACGUCAAUCAAGCAAAAGGGUCUAGAUCUCCCCAACGACCAUUGUCCGAUUUCCGCAUCUCCUCCUGUUCUCACCUACCUCACCUCCUCUUCGCUCUGCUGUAAACCUUCAAUCGCCUCUUCGCAGUCAUCAACACGCCGUUUUGUCAUUCUUGCACCGGUCGAGCUCGAGCCAUCCUAUCCCCACCCAUCAACUGCUGCCACCGCUGUGCUCUAGGACUAUCUCAGGCGAUGGCACGGGAUAUCUCGACCUGCUGAUACUUAAUUACGAAAACCAGCGCCGUGCUCUCGACUUGCCUCUCUCUGACAAAAUGGGCUGCUGCAUCUCUCGCUCCGAGGCCGACGCGUACCCGCACCCCUCCAACACUGGCUCCACGCGAGCCAUCAACCCCGCCACCGCCGCCUCCGUCCCCCGCGAGCGCUCUCCUGCCGGCACCCAUGCGACACACCCCUCUUCGGGCCGCCGCCGCGGCCGCCACUCCAACAUGCCCCUCGACAAGCACAUCAACAAGCCCCUGCGCCGCCACGAAUGGUCCUCCAAGGGCCGUGCAUGGACACGCACCGCCCUGGACCGCGAGCGCGCCGACUUCUUCGACACUCGCGUGACCGGCCGCCCCGAGGUCUGGCAGUCGCUGCGCGCUGCCCUAGAGGUCCUAUGGGACCCCGUUAGUCAGGGCGCCGCCGCUGACGGUACCGGCGGCCUGGCUACGGCUCAGGGCAUCCUCGACGCGGCCGAGAUCACGUUGCCGACGGGGGACCUCGCCCAGGGCGCCUACGACCAGCUGGGUAACUAUUACUCCCUCGCCGAGUGGCUUGUUGCCGACCCGGCCAACCUCGUCGAGGACGACGCCGCCACUGAAGGCGCCGACGAGGCGCUCUCCACCCGGGACCUUAAAGACGAUCUCGCCGGCGGGGACGAGACCACGGAGGAGCUGGACGAGGACGACAACGUCCGCCGCAGAGAGGAGAAGGGCAAGGCCGUUGUCGACGCCCGAGACCAGCUCUCAGUGUUAGCACGCCUUAGCGAGACCGCGCGUGAUGUCACUGUCAACUUUGUCAAGUCGGACACCGUGAGAGUCGUUGCUCGCAAGAUACAGGAGCAGGCAGGGCUUGUCGGCACCAAAAAAGUCCGCAUCGCAUACAUGGGCAAGAUCCUCAGGGAAAACCUCUCGCUCACCGAGCAGGGCUGGCAGGAGGGCCAUGUGGUCAAUGCCCUCGUCUUCGACCGAUAGCAUCAUCGGGGACAAUCUCCAAUGACCCGGUAUUCGCCCUGGCUGGUCGUCACGCUGCGCACCGCCGGGACACGCAUCGUAUUCAGCCCCCCUAGCUCGCGGCUAUCCUCAGGCAUAGGGCUCAGUCAGUAGGCGUGCCAGUUGCUGGCAUGCC